AUGGCCUUAGAUAAAGACAGAUCAGCACAGCUUCAAGACCUUGCCAAAAAGGUUCUGAACAAACCAUCAUCACCAAACAACUCAGCAGAAAUAUCAGACAUUGAGCCAGAUCAACAAAAGAGACAAGAGCAGAUUGAAAACGAGACUGCAGAAGAUAUAGCUGCAGCAAAUGAUGUCAUCGAAAUGGCCUUUAAACAAAUUUUUGAAGACGUGGGCGCAAGCAAAGUUGAAUUUAAGAACUAUAAGAGGCAAAUUAACUUGUUCAUAGGGGAAUAUGAUGCUGAUAUGGUUGUGAAACAUUUGAAUGAAAAAAAACAUUCCCAGCCUAAUUUAUCGUAUGAUUACAUCACAGACGAAGACAAUCGUUUGAAGGGUCUUUUUUGGUGUGACGAUCAAGCCAAACGUAAUUACCACGUGUUUGGUGAUGUGAUUUCGUUUGACGCCACGUAUCGUUCCAACAAAUACUCUAUGGUGUUUGUACCGUUCACUGGUAUAGACAAUCAUCACUGCAAUGUUACAUUUGGUGCAGCAUUGUUGGCGUCGGAAACUGCUGAUACGUAUAUUUGGUUGUUAAGAGUUUUUCUUAAGCCUGUUGGUUCUCAACCAAAAGUUGUUGUCACUGACCAAGAUCCAGCGAUGAAGAAGGCUAUUUCUGUUGUAUUUGUUGACACGAGGCAUCAGUUAUGCAUGUGGCAUGUGAUGCAUAAACUUUCUCUGAAGACGGAUAUUCUCACACCUGAAGAGUUUGAAUCAGAAUGGGAAAUGGUUAUUGCAGAAUUCAAUUUAGAAGAUAAUGACUGGCUAUCUGAUAUUUUUGCACUUAGGGAAUCUUGGAUCCCUGCAUACUAUAGAAUGGAGCCUAUGUCUGGUCUUAUGCGAACGACAUCCAGGUCGGAGAGUGAGAAUCAUUCUUUUGGUCAAGUGUACAAUUCGAAAGCUACUCUGGUUGAGUUCAUGACGCAUUAUGAGACUGCAAUAGAAGCACAGCGUCACACACAUCCUGAGCUUAUUGGAGUUGCUGAUUGCAUAAAUCAACGUUACGAAGAUCAGCCUGAUGGGUUUGUUAAAUUUUAUGUAAAUGACUUCCAACAGCUUUGUACAUCCUUAUUUGAGGUAUUGUUCCGUAACUCUGAUUGCAUAUGCAAUUGCUCAUGCAGACGUUUUAAACAGUUUGGUUUGCUAUGUAGACAUAUAUUCUAUGUUUUGAGACUUAUGGACAUUAGGGAAUAUCCAAAACAAUACAUUCGGAAUAGAUGGCGCAAAGAGGCCUCCCCAAACUGCUGUCCUGAAUUCUCAAUUAGUCGUGAAUAUAUGACCGAGCUUGAUCCUGAUGUGCAAAAGGAGCUAUCCUUAUACAAGGAUCAUGUUCAAUCUUAUAUGAAGAAGGUUCAAGAUUUGCAGAUUGUUGCUCCUCCCGCUAGUUCUAGGGAUAGAUUUGCCGAGAUAACUAGUCAAUAUAAAAAUGACAAGAAUCCGAUAAGAGUCCCUGUAGGUUAUGAAUCCAAAGGUUCUGGUUCUCGGAAGCGCCUGAAAUCUAAACAGGAGAUAGCAGUUGACAAAAAGAAAUCAAAGUCGAAACCCGGGGCCAAAGAAAGACAGUGUCAGAACUGCAAAGCCUAUGGACACUACGCAUCAACAUGCAAACAGGCCGUAAUUAAAAGAAGAUUGACAAGGUCUUCGAGAGCCAGUGAAGAGUAG
Messenger RNA from Helianthus annuus (common sunflower), 1698 nucleotides. RefSeq names its product protein FAR1-RELATED SEQUENCE 5-like. The transcript has 7 exons. Bases 1 to 1698 code for a protein of 565 amino acids. NCBI's taxonomy places the organism in Eukaryota, Viridiplantae, Streptophyta, Magnoliopsida, Asterales, Asteraceae. Gene Ontology annotation, biological process: regulation of DNA-templated transcription. The record is from RefSeq and is a predicted model, not a curated record. Gene Ontology annotation, molecular function: nucleic acid binding; zinc ion binding.